Messenger RNA from Gamsiella multidivaricata, 1139 nucleotides. RefSeq lists its product as uncharacterized. The record is from RefSeq and is a predicted model, not a curated record. NCBI's taxonomy places the organism in Eukaryota, Fungi, Mortierellomycota, Mortierellomycetes, Mortierellales, Mortierellaceae. The coding region runs from base 73 to 1020 and encodes 315 amino acids. The transcript is spliced from 4 exons. Gene Ontology annotation, biological process: purine nucleobase biosynthetic process. Gene Ontology annotation, cellular component: cytosol. Gene Ontology annotation, molecular function: methylenetetrahydrofolate dehydrogenase (NADP+) activity; methylenetetrahydrofolate dehydrogenase (NAD+) activity.
UUUUUUUCUUGAUCGCUUCCUCGACCUCGCCAUUCCAUUUCCUUCACUCGCACCCUAAGCACACUCUGAAUCAUGUCCUGCAAAGUCGUUCUUGCUCAGUCUAUUUCGGCCUCUUACAGAGACGAAUUAAAAAAGACCAUCAAGGACCGUAACAUCCGCCCAAAACUCGUUGGAUUCCUUUCAAACGAAGACCCUGCCGCUGCAAAGUACGCUGAGUGGACCGCAAAGACCUGCGCCGAGACCGGGGUCGAGUUUGAGCUGAGAAAGUGCUCCAGAAAUGACCUUGAGGACAAGAUCGUCGAGGCGAACCAAGAUGAAGGCGUCCACGGCAUCAUGGUGUACUACCCCGUAUUUGGUGAUCGUCAGGAUCAAUAUCUUCAAAACGUCGUCGAUGUCAGCAAGGAUGUCGAGGGCCUUCACCACAAGUAUGUCUACAACAUGUACCACAACAUCCGCUUCUUGGACCAGGCCCAGACUAAGAAAUGCAUCAUUCCUUGCACUCCCUUGGGAUUGGUUAAGGUCAUGGAGUAUGUCGGAGUUUACAAUGGAAUUCUUCCCUACGGCAACCGCCUUCACGGAAGGGUUGUCACCAUCAUCAACCGCUCCGAGAUUGUUGGCCGUCCCUUGGCCGCUUUGCUUGCCAAUGACGGCGCCAAGGUUUAUUCUGUCGACAUCAAUGGCAUCCAGGAGUUCCAUCGUGGUGUCGGCCUUCAAUUGAAAAAGCACGAGGUCAGCGAAACCGACUUGAAGCUAGAAGAUGUCCUUCCUCUAUCGGACGUUGUUAUCACUGGCGUCCCAUCUCCCUCAUACAAGGUCCCCUCAAACCUGAUCCGCGACGGUGCUGUCUGCAUCAACUUUUCAACUUUCAAGAAUUUUGAUGGCGAUGAAAUCAAGAAGAAGGCCGCGAUCUACGUCCCUGCCGUGGGCAAGGUCACCGUCGCCAUGCUCGAGCGCAAUUUGGUGCGCUUGUAUGAUUAUCAGUUGCAAGAUCGCGCCGCUACGGCUACAGCAACUGCCUAAUGGAUCAGUGUGCAUAUUUACAUCAUUCUCAUUUUCUUUUUACAUACACGUCAUAUACUCAUUUCAUUAUCAUCCAGCACACCCAUGUUCAAUACGAAGACCCAGUAGAGAAGACAUGU